Molecule: messenger RNA, 3293 nt
Organism: Elgaria multicarinata webbii
Lineage: Eukaryota; Metazoa; Chordata; Lepidosauria; Squamata; Anguidae
Gene: TTLL13
Product: tubulin tyrosine ligase like 13
Exons: 15
Coding region: 99-2681 (860 amino acids)
Biological process (GO): protein polyglutamylation; microtubule cytoskeleton organization
Cellular component (GO): cilium
Molecular function (GO): tubulin-glutamic acid ligase activity; tubulin binding
Source: RefSeq, a predicted model, not a curated record
UGACAACAGAAUGCUGGACUAGAUGGCCUCUUGGUCUGAUUCAGUACGGUUUUUAUGAUACCUUCUUUCCUGUGCUCUUUGUAAGAGUGCCUGAGAGAAUGAAGAUCAACACAGAUGAAAGCAGUGAGUCUGAGAAUGAAACAGAUGAAGACGAAGAGGAGGAAGAGGAAGGAGGUCUGUCAGAUGAGUCUGCAAAUGAAUGCCUUAAGAGACUGGAGGCAGAAAAUAAAGUAUCGCAAUACAACAGCUCUCAGGACAAAGAACAAGCCUUGAGCCGAGGGCACCCUGACCAAGCAGGCAAGAAGAGGGACCAGCCUGGUGUUUCCCUGAUAGAUCUGGAAGAACAAACAGCAGAAGAUUGUGAGCCAGAAGAGACAAGGAGAAAGAGAAAGAAAAAACACAGGCUGCUGUCCAUCAACCUGACCAACUGCAAAUAUGAGAGUGUUAGGCGUGCUGCUCGACGCUGUGGUCUGAAAGAAGUAGGGGAGGAUGAGGAGUGGACUGUUUACUGGACUGACUGCUCAGUCUCACUGGAACGUGUUAUGGACAUGAAGAGGUUUCAGAAAAUCAAUCACUUCCCCGGCAUGGCAGAGAUCUGCCGCAAGGACCUGCUUGCCCGCAACCUCAACCGCAUGCUCAAGCUCUUCCCCAAGGAGUACAGCAUCUUCCCACGCACCUGGUGCUUGCCUGCAGAUUAUGGGGAUUUCCAAGCUUAUGGACGCAUGAGAAAAAACAGGACAUACAUCUGCAAACCAGACAGUGGCUGCCAAGGACGGGGCAUCUUCAUUACACGUAAUCCCAAGGAGAUCAAGCAUGGCGAGCACAUGAUAUGCCAGCAGUAUAUUGCCAAGCCUUUCCUCAUUGAUGGCUUCAAGUUUGACAUGCGCAUCUACGUCCUGGUCACCUCCUGCGACCCACUGAAGGUCUUUGUGUACGAGGAAGGGCUGGCCCGCUUUGCCACCAUGAGGUACAUCGAGCCCAGCAGCAGCAACCUGGACGACAUCUGUAUGCAUCUGACCAACUACGCCAUCAACAAGCAUAAUGAGAACUUUGUGCGAGAUGACAACACAGGCAGUAAGAGGAAGCUGUCCACACUGAACGCCUGGAUGCAGGAGCACAGCUGUGACACAUCAGAGCUGUGGCGGGACAUUGAGGACAUCAUCAUCAAAACCCUCAUUGCUGCCCACCCAGUCCUGAAGCACAACUACCGCACCUGCUUUCCCAACCACAUCUCUGGCUGUGCCUGCUUUGAGAUCCUGGGCUUCGACAUCCUCCUCGACAGGAAACUCAAGCCUUGGCUCUUGGAGGUCAACCACUCCCCCAGCUUCACCACAGAUUCACGGCUGGAUCGUGAAGUGAAGGAUGCGCUGCUCUGUGAUGCCAUCAAUCUCAUCAACCUGCAUGCUUGUGACAAGAGGAAGGUGUUGGAGGAAGACAAGAGACGGGUGAAGGAGCGUCUUCUCCAGGCUCACCAGCCGCCACGUGAGGCCAGGCGUGAACAGAUGGAGAAUAACCAGGCAGCCUGGCUGGCGCAAGCAGAAAAGUAUGAGAACUGUCACUUGGGUGGCUACCGUCGUAUCUUCCCAUCACGUGGCACUGAGAAGUAUGCGCCCUUCUUCAAGCACAGUGGAUCCCUCUUCCAAGAAACAGUUGCCUCCAAAGCCAGAGAAGAGUGUGCCAGGCAGCAACUGGAGGAGAUCCGCCAGAAGCAGGAGCAGAGGGAAAGCACCGCCGGGAAGAAGAAAAGGGACGUGAAGGAGAGCUUGCAGGGGGAGUCGGCGGGGGAGAAGUCCCACGAGAAGGGCAAGGGCAAGUCCGCCCUCACCCGCCUGGCGUACAGCCACAGCAAGACCUGGAACCCAAAGAUGCCCUCUUUGCCCUAUGACAGCAUGACUCCCCAAGCCAUAGUCGAGGAAGAGGAAGUGGAGAGGGUCAAAGCUCUCCUGCGGCGUGAAAACCUCAUCCGUGGGCUGGGCAUUGUAGACCAGCUGACCCGCCUGCUCCGCAACACUGAGCCCAAGCCAGUGGAGAUCCAGAGGCCCCACAUUAACAUCUCUGAAAGCCAGCCCCACUUUCUCCAGGAUGUGUUUAAUAACCGAGAAUCCCAGAACCUGAUGACCCUCGUCCCCCUCUCCAUCUUAGGGGGCUCUGUCCAGGAGCUUGGACAGCAGAUCCUGCAGCAGCCCACAGCGCAAGGCCAGUUGCUGAGCCACCAAGGCUUCAUCCCAACCAUCCUGGGUGCCUUGUCGGGCCUUGGCCCUUCCCAGGAGUCCUCCUAUUCCUCACACUUCAAGCCCCAACUCCACAUCCAGCCGCCCAAGAACAUGAGCUGGCUCGGCACGGCCAUGGUUGGUGAGCCCUGCACUCUUGCCCGGAUGCUGAAGGCCGGAGGACGGCGAUUCGCCAGUGCCAAGAACAAGGUGGAUUGCAGCAGCCCUGCCAGCAAGAGGCCCUUGUACCUGAGCUCCGGCUCCCUGAGCUGCCUGUCUCACAACGGGAAAGCACCGAGCCACAUGUACAGCAGCUUCCCCUUCCCCUCCGUGGCGGCCCCACUAAACCGCUCUGAUGUGCACGGACUAGCCAUCAACUCCGCUUCAGCCCCCCUCGUCCGGCGCACCAGUCCACACCGCUCCAACAAUGUGGCCACGCUGCACCUCAACCAGCCCAGGAAAGGGACUUGACGACUUCUCAGCAGAACAGCGAUCCUAGGAGCAAGAAGAGCUGGGCUGGGGGAUCCUGCUGCUGCUGCUGCCGCCAGUGCCGAGAGGGGCAGAAAGGGAGACGGAGCCCCUGCCCUGCUGCCCCUGCUGCCCCGUCUCCCGGUGGCCCUGGACCCCCACAUCCCUCUGAGGCCACCUUCCGUGAACCCCUUGAACACUCGUUCUUCUAGUGCAGAGCAAUGCAGCCAGAGCACUUUUCCCUCCAGGCAGCAGCAAGUUCUGAGAACCGUCUUCAGCACCUUCGGCUGUGUGUCGUCAUCCCCUGCCCUCCGGCAUGUCAGCUUCCCUGUCACAGACGCCAGUCAGCCUGUCAAGGCUCAGGCGCCAUUCUGGAAGAGCACUAUGGGCUGGGAAGGGGGGUUCUUUUGUAACCGACUUUGUAUUAAAGUUUUAUACAGUUAUACAAUCUGCGGUCUGCCAAGUCAUAGCAUAUAGCUGCUUCCUUAAAAACAGAGGAAUUGCCCAGCUGCAUCAGUCCAAAGGCCCAUCUGAUCCAGCACCCUCUUUCCUAUCGCAGUCAACCAGAUGCCUCCGGGAAGCUCCCCUGGGGGCAACGGCCCUCUCCUGCUGCCC